Molecule: messenger RNA, 4961 nt
Organism: Lepidothrix coronata (blue-crowned manakin)
Lineage: Eukaryota; Metazoa; Chordata; Aves; Passeriformes; Pipridae
Gene: CCDC170
Product: coiled-coil domain containing 170
Exons: 13
Coding region: 1475-3517 (680 amino acids)
Source: RefSeq, a predicted model, not a curated record
GAAAGGUGAGGCAGUUUUUGACUUGUGAGUACAGAAAUGGUGCAAGAUCGCACUGUGCCCAGAGGCAUGGGGAUGAGCUGAUUAAACAGCUCACAGGGUCUUCAGAGAAAAUUAUGUGCAGCCUCGAUGCACCCGCAGGUUUAAUUUUCUUUUACUGCUAUCUUCAGUUUCUCUCCUCCCAUGUUUAUCCACUUUAUUUGGGUGAAAGGUGAGGAGGAAGAGGAGGAGGUGCUCUUUCAGCUGCAGGUACUUUAGCGUUCAUCAAGGAAGGCUGCUGUCCCCGGGCUGCGGAGGUGCUCGUUUCCAGGUUCUGAGGGGAGGAGGAAAGCCUGCCCGAGGAACAGCAGCUGCUGCUCAAGUGUCGUCUGCUCUGAUCGCCUCUUUUGACUUUUUUGAGGAAAAAUUUGAGCCAAUUUCCUCAGAAGCAAAGGAAGAAUGGAUUCAGCAAAGGUUCACAAGUCAUCAUUUUUGGAUGGGUAGGAGCUGCACUUGUAAUUUAUCUCAGCCUGGAAACUGAUGCUGAUGUAGAAAAGCAUGAAAGGAAGACACCUUGUCUCUGUCUCUAUUGGGAUGCCUUGUUCCAACAGCAGUCAUUGGCUGGGGGAGAUUUGCAUUUUGAAAUGCAUACCCAAAUGCAUGAGGAUUGCAGUCCUGUGUGAGAGCUGAUGGAUUAAAAAUAUCACAUUCAGUCCUAUGCCAUGUGUGCUCCCAGCGUAACUUAAGCUUAGUUGUGUUCUGAAGAGGUUGCGUUUCAUCAUUUUAUAGUUACUAUCAAUUGAAAAAAAGGUUUCAUCUAAUAAAACUCAUGUCAAGACCUCAGGUCAGAAUUUUCUUCUUGAAAGACUUAAGUAAUAAAGGUCAAGAAAUCCAGUGCAUUCCUGCUCAACUCUAGAAGAGCAGAGGAGUGCACAAAGGAGAAGGCCUACUGUAGAAUCUAAAGGGCAUAGCUGAAAGAGUUGUGCAAGUGGUGUGAAGGAGACUGUGCUAGAAACACAGAGGCAGUGCUUGCCAUAGAAUCAGGACUUGAAAAAGAAUGAAAGGAAGUCAUCAUGGUGAUUGCUGGGGAUGAGAACACAUCAGUCAGAAGGCUGAAGUUGUAUCCUAGUGAUGAAGUUUAAAAGGACCUUUAGCCUUGACAGCUUAGAAGUAAAAGAACAAAUGGCAAUCCAGAAAGUGACUUGGAGGGGCAGAUACAAGUAUCUGAGUAGACAUGGACUCUUCAACCUGUAGAGAGACUGUGGAGGUGAGAUAUGAUAGAAAUCAGCAAAAUCAUGACUGGCACAGAGAAGAUUGGUAGCCACUGCUUUUUUUUCAACAGUUCUUCCAAAAUAAAAAUGAGGGGACAAGCAAUGGAACUGAAGUCUAAAAACCAAAGUGGUUCUUUGCAUAAGAUACAUCUGAGGACUCCUGUUGGGUUAAAGUUUACGAAUCUCAUGAUCACGUUCUUUUGGAUAUUCCUGUCACUAGAGAGCAGAUGAAUCACUAUCGAGCUGCAGCUGAAGCUGCUCAAAGUGAACUUGCAGCACUUUCAGUGAAGUAUGAUUGUGCCGAGUCAGAGCUUCUUGAACUCAGGUCCAGCAUAAUCUCUAACGAAGCUUCUUUUCAAGAGCUGAAGGCUGAAGCUGAAAGCUAUAAGGAAAACAAUGCUAGACAGAAGUCUCGCCUCCUGUCUUUGCAAACACGAAUCCAGGAGAUGGAGGAAGAGCUGUAUGUGCUCGCCACUUCUAAAAACCAGGCUGAGCUGACAGCUCAGGUGGCAUAUAAGGAAAACUGGGAGCUGAAGGAGGAGCUGCACAAUCAAAAUACCAAACUUAAUAAAUAUUGGAAUAAAAGUGAAGAAAACAUGACUCAAGCUUCUAAAAUCAGCAGGAAGUAUGAAGAGCUCCUUACACAGCUUUCUGGAUUCUUGGACACAGACAUCAGAGAAAAAGAGAAACCACAAGAACAUUUAAUGUCGAAGGUCUCUGAAAUAUGUAAAGAAAAUCUGACACUAAAAGACCAGGUUGCUGCUCUUCAAGAAGCUGUGAAUGUCCAUGAGAUGGAGUCUAAAGCUAGCAGAGAAACUAUCAUGAGGCUAGUUUCAGAAGUGACAAAGGAGCAAAAAAAGGUGGCAGGAUACUAUCAAGACAUGGAAAAACUUAGUAAGGAUCUUGACAGCGCUACAAAAGAGAGACAGAGUUUAGAGAUGGAGAUCAGAAACCUCCAAGAUAAACUGACUGUUAACCAGAAAGCCUUGGACACCUCAAAGAGGGAACUGGACAGUCUGAAGAAAUCUUCUGCCGAGUUAGAUGGAAGCUUGAAGAGCAGCAGAGCAGAAGCCAGGACUGCUUGGAGCUCUUUAGAGGCUUUUAAAGAACAAAUUGCCACCCUGCUCAGCAGUGGAUCUGCAAUAGUUGAACCGUCUGAGAAGGCCAUUUUGGACAGAAUUCGAGAAAUAAAUUGUAAAGAGGAGAGUAAACAAAUAAUGGUAUCUCAACUUGAAACCCAAAUCACUAAAUUGACUGAAGUUUUGGAAAAUCAGACCAGAUUGUACCACAAAGCUCUGGAGAGGAGCAGGAAAGCUGAAAAAUGUUCUGAGAGUUUCCAGGAUCAACUGAAACACUUGGAAGAAGAAUUGCUUACUAUAGAUCUGAUGCAGGAUGGUUUGAAGCUUGAGAAACAAAAAUAUCUGAAAUUUCUGGAGCAACUGAACGAGAAGAUGAAGCUGGAUAGUCUAGCAGCAGAGUUUGGAUUCGAUAUGAAUAUGGAUGCGAUUCUAGCCCGGGUAGAGCAGUUAGUGAAACUGGAAGGUGAUGCAGUGAUUGAAAACAAGACUGUGGCACACAGCCUCAGAAGGAAGUUGAAGACUCAGAAGGAAAAACUUGAAAGCAAAGAGCUUCACGUGAACCUUCUGCGGCAGAAAGUAACCCAGCUGGAAGAGGAGAAGCAAAUCAGGACUGCCUUAGCCGUGGAAAGGGAUGAGGCCAAUCUUGCUGUCAGAAAUUUACAUAAGAUGAUAGAGAGGUUACAGAAGCAGCUUGAUGUGGCAAGGGAAACGAAUACUGAUCUCAAAGCCAAGCUGUCUGAAACCAAUGAACUUAAGAUCAAAACUUUGGAGCAGAACAGAACAAUAGAAGAACUCAAUAAAUCUCAAGGCAAAUUGGAAAGAAUGAAAGAAAAAGCUGAGAAACAACUUAGAUCUGUCAAAUCAGAACUUCUUUUAAAGGAACGUAAAGCUACUGAAGAUAAAGAAAAAAACCAAAAUAUAUUAGAAGCAGUUACCAGUGAAAUGAAGGUGCUUAAAACAACCCUUGCAGAACUAGCAAAAAGAGAGAGACAGCUGGCAGAUUUCCGAGAGGUGGUCUCGCGGAUGCUGGGCCUCAACAUUGCCAGCCUGGCUCUUCCUGACUAUGAAAUCAUUACAUGUCUUGAUGAGUUGAUUCACUCUUAUCAGCACCACUGCUUCCCUUGUGUCUGCCUCAAAGAGGUGGCAAGGGCACCAGAGGAGCAGCAAAGAAAUGUACACCUUCUUCACUGAAAGGAGACAGAACAAAGUAAAAUUUUCUUUUUGCUUAAGGCCUUACCUGCUACACAUCCACAGAAAAGAGAUACUUAUUUCUAUUCCCUACUCUACAGAAACCGACUAGGGCUGAUUUUUAGAAUUUCAAUAGGGAGACUGAACCAAAUAGAUAGAGUAAAGCCAGGAGCCUGGAGAUGGCAAAGAGAAAAUCUCUGGGCAGCACAAUGCUUCAGUUAUGAAAAUAAUAGGCCCUUCAGUCAUGAUCAACGAUACCCUCCAGUUUCAUUGCAGAGGCACUGAAGUCAUGAGCCACCCAAGGUCAGUUCACAGUUUUGGGAAGCAGUUGAGAAGUUAGUGAAUGUCCACUUUAGUCUCAUUCCUUCUGAUUUGCUUCUGGGUGUCAAGGAUAAAAUAAAGUAGGGGUUGUCCUGCUGCUGUUUCUCUUGACAAAUGGGACCUCUCUGUGUUUUUACACAUAAAGACUUUAGCUUCAAGAAAGUUAUCUGGAAGUUAGAGGAUUAUCUCAAUUUUUGAACACGGGAUUUUUUUUUUUUUUUACUUCUGUUGUUUUCCUUUGUCUGCGCUUCUGCCAAAACAAGAAGUUUUGCAGCAAAGGCUUUUUCACAGGCUCUUGUCACAUGCCUGAUAUAGAUAUAUUUGGUAAAAUUGAAUGGUGACCUUGGUCAUGAUGCCUUGAAAAUUUUUCUUCUGCUGUAUUCCUUGGGCAAUUAAUCCACAGGCCAAAUAAAUGGCAAUUGUUCUGAGUUAAGGAAAUUUUAUAAUUGUAAAAUGCUUGUCCAUUACAGAAAAUACGUGAAUUACUAAAGUCUUUAUUUUCAGAGAAGCAAUGGUGAGGUGUACAGAACUACCUCUUAAUCAUAAAAACUGCUUUCUAUCACCUUUUCUGAGUGUUAUUAAACUUUAUGAUUUUUUAAAAGAAGUAUGAACAGUAAAUCUGUUUUCAUAGCACACUCAACUUCAUUCUGUAUUUUUAGUUUUUUCUUCCCAUUAUAUGUUUUGUAUGGAUGUGUAGAACAAUAAAGAAGACUAAUCUAUUUAUGUCUGACCAUUUGUGGGCUUUCUACAGUAUCUCAGCAAAUGAUAACCCACUCAGUAAAACUGAACACACUAUUUUAGGAAAAAUUACACUUUUUCAAAUAGGAGUGGUAAUUUUGGUAUGUGGCUGCAGCCUCAAAGCUUUUUUUUCACUUGCCUCUGAAGAAUCAUUUCUCAAUGACUUGUUUGUAAAAUAAAUCAGUCAUUUGGGGAGAUAAACUAAAUAAUAUUUUCUUGUGCUCCUGUGGCUACCUGGAUUAAAAACAAUUUCAUUUCUUGUUUUAUCAUGUAAUGUUUUGGAGGGAAUGGCUUCAAACUGAAAGAGAGCAGGUUUAGAUUAGAUGAUAGGAAGAGAUUCUUUUUUAUGAGGGUGAUGAAGCACUGGAACAAGUUGCUCAGAGAAGCU